This is a messenger RNA of Scomber japonicus (chub mackerel), 1464 nucleotides long. RefSeq names its product forkhead box J1b (gene foxj1b). The transcript is spliced from 2 exons. Gene Ontology annotation, biological process: regulation of DNA-templated transcription. NCBI's taxonomy places the organism in Eukaryota, Metazoa, Chordata, Actinopteri, Scombriformes, Scombridae. The coding region runs from base 4 to 1464 and encodes 486 amino acids. Gene Ontology annotation, molecular function: sequence-specific DNA binding; DNA-binding transcription factor activity. The record is from RefSeq and is a predicted model, not a curated record.
AGGAUGCCGGUUCUUACAAGCCCCGAAAUCGCCGACAAGUUUAAAGAGAAAUGGCUGAUGGUUUACCCGGAGGAUCAGGUCACCGGGUCCGACUCUGCCCCCCUUGACGACAGCCUCACCAGCCUCCACUGGCUCCAGAAUUUCUCCAUCGUCAGCGCGGAUCCGGAGCGGCCCAACGGAGCUGGACCGGGUUGUCCGUCCUCCCAGCAGCAUCUCUGUCUGAAGCGUCUCGGCUUCCCCAGAGGGGGCACAGACUCUCCGUCCAGCCCACCGGCCGGGGACACCGCAGCCACUGGGAUGCCUCUUUACCUCGGGAGCCCCGUCACCUCCGGCAGCGACUCCAACGCAGCCCCGCGGUUCGCUAAUUGCGCACAUCCCAGUGGCAGCUACCCACAGAUCCAGAUCCAGGCCAGCCCGCCGGUGGAGAUCGACUAUAAAACCAACCCAAAAGUUAAACCACCUUAUUCCUACGCAUCUCUCAUCUGCAUGGCCAUGCAGGCCAGCAAACAGCCAAAAGUGACUCUGUCCACCAUCUAUAACUGGAUAACGGAGAAUUUCUGCUACUACAGACAUGCGGAGCCCAGCUGGCAGAACUCGAUUCGUCACAACCUGUCCCUCAACAAGUGUUUCAAGAAGGUCCCCAGACAGAAAGAUGAGCCGGGGAAGGGAGGCUUCUGGCAGAUUGAUCCCCAGUAUGCUGACAUGUUUGUGAAUGGCAUCUUCAAACGCAGAAGGAUGUCUGCGAACAGCUACAACAGCAGCAGCAGUGGCACCCACAGACAGAGCAAACUGGUUCAGGGUUAUCACAGCACCCAAAAUGGCUGCCAUUACCAAAGUGGCAAACGGAAGCACCUGACCACUAAAAACAGCAACAACAAGAUGAUGAGGGCAACUGACUCCCCGCUUUUAGCCUCAGAAGCCCACAAAGCAGACAUCCUUAGGGGGGACUUUGACCUGGCAUCCGUGUUUGAUGACGUCCUCAGUGGGAACUGUAGCACCUUCGAGGAUUUAGACAUCAACACAGCGCUGAGCUCCCUGGGCUGCGAGAUGGAGCUUUCCAUGCAGGGGAGGCAGCACUCUGCGGGGCUGGGGAGGUGGUGCGGAGGAGGGGACCUCAUGGGUCAGAGCCAACACCUGAAUCACCAUCAGUCCUAUGGCUACAUGGACCUGAGCACUGCUUCCAUGGAGUGCCAGGUGAACAUGGGAGAGCUUCAUGUGGUGCAGCAGCACCUACAGCCACGGCUGGACCAGGAUCAGCUGCUCCAGAGCCAUCACCACCUGCAGCAGUUCGACGAGGCCUCCACGCUAUUCCCCGAGCGACCUGAGGAGGUGGUGCUGCAGCCGUGGGAGGAGAUCAAAGAAGAGGCGCAGGCCAUUCCUCUGACUCUGGAUCAGGGCUUUGGCCUGUGCGAGGGCUUCUUCACAGAGAUGCAGCCAUGGGAACGGGUGGAGGCCUAUCUGUGA